Messenger RNA from Ricinus communis (castor bean), 6150 nucleotides. RefSeq names its product ENHANCER OF AG-4 protein 2. Gene Ontology annotation, cellular component: nucleus. The transcript has 14 exons. Gene Ontology annotation, biological process: regulation of transcription by RNA polymerase II. NCBI's taxonomy places the organism in Eukaryota, Viridiplantae, Streptophyta, Magnoliopsida, Malpighiales, Euphorbiaceae. The record is from RefSeq and is a predicted model, not a curated record. Bases 431 to 5008 code for a protein of 1525 amino acids. Gene Ontology annotation, molecular function: double-stranded DNA binding; transcription coregulator activity.
CAAACAUAAAAUUUUAGCAAUUGAACCAUCGCAAAAACGCCGACAAAACGACAUCCGCGUAAAACAUCUCUUUCCCACGCCCAAAAGAGCCCCUCUCACAAAAAGAAAUCUAGUCUCUCUUCUUCUGUCUCUUGUAUCUCUCGACCGCCCCAAUAAAAACCUCUUUCCCCGACAUUCUCUCAAUGCACAACCCCCUUGCUUUAUCUCAUAUUCCGAUACCAUAGCUUCCCCGUCGCCGGAACCCUAACCGGCUAUUUGCCGCCGGCUGAAUCUUUGGUGAGGUUCAUUCGAGUAUCUAUUUAGGGUUUCUAUUAUAUACGAUUUGAUUCGGUUCUAUUCUCCAAUUCUAGUGGUUUCGAUUCUUUCUCUUGAAUUUUAGGGUUUUAUCGUGUUGUUUUGCGUGUCGUGCAAUCAGCAAAAAACAACGCCUAUGGCUCCGGGGCGUAAAAAAGGAGCGAACAAAAAAAAGGCGAAGAGUCAAUUGAAGUUGGGCGAUCUCGUUCUUGCUAAAGUCAAAGGAUUCCCUGCUUGGCCUGCCAAGAUAAGCCGUCCUGAAGACUGGGAGCGAGCCCCUGACCCUAAGAAAUAUUUUGUCCAGUUUUUUGGAACUGAAGAAAUAGCAUUUGUUGCACCUGCUGAUAUUCAGGUAUUUACAAGGGAAUUGAUGAAUAAAUUGUCAGCUCGAUGUCAAGGUAAGACCAAGUAUUUUGCCCAAGCUGUUAAGGAAAUCUGUACAGCAUUUCAAGAGAUAGACAAGGAAAAAUCAAGUGGUGCACUUGGCUGUGAGGCUCCAUCUGUUGAUGGCAUAGAAGAGGAUGAGAUAGAGGUUGAAGUAAAUGAUGAAAUGGGUACAGGUGGACCAAAGGGAGAAACAUGGAAUGAAGAAGGUGAUUCUAGUUCUAAGUUAAAGCAUUGUUCACAUAGACAAGGGCAAACUGAGCGUGAAGAUGUUAAGCCUACUUUAUCUUGUGAUGUGAAAGAUAAUUCAUCUCCAGUUAUGUCUUCUGAGAAGAAGGUUAAGAUUUCAAGUCCUCAGCAACAGAUGGUGGUAUCAUCUACAUCUUGUUUGGGUGAUCCUUCCUAUGUGAAGGAUGAAGUCUCUGGUGAUGUAAAUGUAGAUGUUGAUUGCACCAAUAACCCUAGGAAUGGUGAGACAACAUCGACAAAUGGCCACAAGUCUAGGACAAUAGUCAUCGAAUCAAAGAGAGAACCUGAAAGUUCUGCUGAUGUGCAUAAUAGCAGCAGGACCAAUGGCUCUCUCGUGCCUGAUAAUUCCGAGCCACUGAAAGAUGGAGUAAAUGAAAAAGAUAGUUCUGGUGGCACCAUGUCCAAGUUCUCCCUAAAUGCUGUUAAAUCAGAUUCUGGAACCAGAACAGGGAAAAAGUCUAAAGAACUUCUAGUAGCUAAAAGGAGUUUGAAGGCAUCAGACAAUCUGCAUGAAAAUGUAUCUAGUCAUGCGGUUGAGAUCUCUGACAAGAGAAAGAGGGCCCAAUCUGUGCCUGGUAUAACAACAGAAAUUUUGCAUCCUGCAAAAAAGUUGAAAGGUGUAGGUGGAGGAGGUGAUGCUGCCAAGGGAUCCAUCUCAAAAAACAUUAGUGAUUCUCCAAGCUCUAAAAUUAUUAAUAAUGAAGAGAUCAAACAGUCCGCAUUUCAUGAGAAAAGAGAAAUCCUUUUGGCAUUGAGAGCUCAAACAGGAAGAGUGAAAUCUGAUGGUUCUGCUUACUUGGCGAAAAUGAAAUCUGAUGUUUCUUCCCUGACAAGCAAAGUUAAAUCUGAUGCCUCCAUCCAAAGAGGUAAAGCUAAAUCGGAUGCUCCUACACCAGUUAGAAAAGUUAAACCUGAUGGAGUUGCCCAAACAGGUACAGCAAAAUCUGAUGCAUCUGCCCAAAUCAGUACAGCCAAGUCUGAUGCUACUGCCCAAUCAGGGAAGGUAAAAUCCAAUGUUCCCAGUGAUGAAGCUGUGCUGCCUGUAUCAAAACGUCGUAGGCGAGCAUUGGAGGCAAUGUCCGACUCUGCUACCCUUGAUUCCAAUGAUAAAGCUGGAAAAGAUUCUCUACAGCCAAAGAUUGAAUUUACUCCUAAUAAUACUAAAGUUCCAGUUAAUCAACUUCCCAAAAGACGGAGAGCUGUUUGCCUUUAUGAUAAUGAUGAUGAAGAUGAGGAGCCCAAAACACCAGUUCAUGGAGGAUCCACCAAAAGUGUCAGAGCACCUGCAGCUGUUGCUGAUACCUCUACAAGAACUGGUUCACACAUUGGAAAUUCUAUUUAUGAACAGCAUGGAAGCUCUGUUGAUUUUAAGCCAAGUGUUGAAGAAUCUACCAUAAUUGAACAUAGCAGUUCAAAGGAAUUAUCUUCACAAUUGCAUGGCGAUUCUUUCUCUCCUAGCCAUCUGAAAAGUGAUAAGAGGCCUGAUACUGAUGCCUCUACUAAUCCUGGGCAAUCAGAAGCUGAGCAGUCAUCAUCUAGAGAUGCCAAAUCAACACUGAUUUCCCCCAAGGGGUCUCCUCAUUCAGGUUCCAUCAGUAAGCCAGCUAUCGAACAACAGAAAGCCACGAAACCUUUAGUUAAAGCUUCCACAGUUGGUACUCAGAAGAGGGUUCAGUCUAGCUUCAUGAAGGUCUCAAGUUCGGUUUUGGACAGUCAUUCUUCUGAAAAUAAUGUGACAAAUCCAAGAAAUAGACCAGGUAUUUCUGGAGAAAGACCCAAAAAUACUCCAAAAGCACGGAUGAAUGACCCUGCUGUUUUAACAGAAACCCCGACAGAACUUGAAGGUGGCACAGAAGAAAGAAGCAAUUUGCUGGUUGAUUCCAAGACUCCAGAUUCAGUGAUGUCAAUGAAGAAUCUUAUUGCAGCUGCUCAAGCAAAGAGGAGAGAAGCUCACUUGCAACACUUUUCUUUUGGGAACCCUAGUUCCUUUUUAUCUAUUACUGAUCCUCAAGGAAGUAGCCCGGGCCUCGUAUCGGCCCAACCAUUUUUAUCUGGCACCAGCUUUUCGUUACAGGGAGAUUUACAGAAUUUCCAUCAUCGCACAAAUUUAGUUUCUCCAUCUACUCAUGGUGGUCAAUUGGAGUCAGUCAACCAGGUGGAUGCUGAAGAAAUUGAGGAACGACGAGUUAGUUCUGGACACAGAGCUGCUGGUGGCUCACUGAGUGGUGGCACUGAGGCUGCUGUUGCUCGUGAUGCUUUUGAAGGGAUGAUUGAGACUUUAUCAAGGACGAAAGAAAGUAUAGGACGUGCAACACGUCUUGCCAUUGACUGUGCCAAGUAUGGAAUUGCCAAUGAGGUUGUGGAACUUCUAAUCCGAAAAUUGGAAAUUGAGCCCAGUUUCCAUCGUAAAGUGGACCUCUUCUUUCUUGUCGAUUCAAUCACCCAGUGCUCACAUAAUCAAAAAGGGAUUGCUGGAGCUUCAUAUGUACCAACAGUUCAGGCAGCAUUGCCACGCCUUCUGGGUGCUGCUGCGCCUCCAGGUUCUGGUGCUCGUGAAAACCGUCGUCAGUGUCUCAAGGUUUUACGUUUGUGGCUGGAGAGGAAAAUUCUACCUGAAGCUGUUUUGAAGCGCUACAUGGAUGACAUUGGAUUUUCAAAUGAUGAUUCCUCUGCUGGAUUUUCCCUUAGACGUCCAUCUCGAGCAGAGCGGGCUGUAGAUGAUCCUAUCAGAGAAAUGGAAGGCAUGCUUGUUGAUGAGUAUGGAAGUAAUGCCACAUUCCAGUUGCCUGGAUUUUUAUCUUCUAAUGUAUUUGAAGAUGAAGAUGAGGAAGAGGAUCUUCCUAGCAGUUCACUGAAGGAAGGUGCUGAUGUCUCAUCACUAGCAGAAGCAAACCGUACUUUAGGAGAAUCAGAAACAUAUACUAUUACACCUAAUGACAGGCGUCAUUGCAUCUUAGAGGAUGUGGAUGGUGAGCUUGAGAUGGAAGAUGUGUCUGGACACCAAAAGGAUGAACGGCCUUUGAGCACAGGUGGUUCUUUUGAAGUAGAUGAACAGCAGCAUUGCUCAGUACUGGAACCUGUAAUCACCAAUUCUGUUGAGUUGCCUCCUCUGCCAGAGGGCUCUCCACCACUGCCUCCUGAUUCUCCUCCUCCACCCCCACCUUUACCUCCCUCACCCCCGCCUCCACUCCCAAUGUCUCCAUCACCACCUCCUCCUCCACCGCCUCUUCCAUCACAACCACCUCCUCCUCAUAUACCACCUUCAGGCCCUCCACAAUCGUUGGUACCUCAACUGUCAGUACCAACUCAACCUCCUUUGGCAUCUCAACCAAUUAUACCAUCAGUUUCCUCGCUACAAUCCUCACCACAGUUGGCUUUUCCACCAGCUGUACCUCAUGAGUAUUGCAGUACAUCCAGUGGUAACCAACUGGCUCAAAUGUCAGGAAAUAUUCGUACAAAUCAUUCGGAUGCUGUUGUAAAAAGUGAAUUGUUUCCUCAACAGUCACCUUGCUUCACACCUGCUGUAGUUUGCAAUUCUCGAGAACCUUCAGGAUUUAAUCCUUCAAGGCAACUGGAAUAUGGGCAUAACGAUCUGUAUUUAAAACCCCAAGCUUCUCAACAAAACCCACAUUUUCAACCAGGCACUGCACCUUUUGUGCAAAGACCUAUGCAUCCGAGCCUGCCACAAACUACGUCUGGUCAUUUUUCCUUUGCACAGCCUGCCAUUCAGCAUCAUCCUCAGCAUUCAUAUCCCCGUCUCUAUCCGUUGCCUUCUCAUCCUGAUGGACGAAGGCGAUUUGUUGGUGAUGAACAGUGGAGGGUGCCCUCCAAUGAAUUUAAUACAGAGAAUCAGCACGGCACAUGGAUGAGUGGAAGAACUCCUUCAAAUGCUGGCCCAUCUUUUGGCCAAGAAGGUUACUUUCGGCCACCCCUUGAAAGGCCACCUGCUAAUAAUAUUGGUUUUCAGCUCUCUACUGCUAACAAUUUACCUGCUGGAGCUCCAAUUCCAGGUCAUGGUGUUCCACACAUGUUGCCAUGUAGACCGGACAUGUCGGCCCUUAAUUGCUGGAGACCGGCUUGAGGAUGAGCCUAAAGCUUCCUUAAUGUUGUGGGCGGGAAAAUGAUUUCUGAAUUCACAUUAUAAUACACCUCAAAAAGGUUCCACUUUUGGACAAGAUACACCGGCAUUUGAGGCAGCUAUUAGACCUCGUGGAGGCUGUUGGCAGGACUGUGUAUAUUGUAAUAUUUUCUGACAAUGUAUCGGGGAACAUUUUCGUCGGAAUAUAGGCCCAUGUUUCUGACUUGGUCAAUCGCUGGUCAUUCAUGGUUCAGGUCAAUCGCUGGUCAUUCAUGGUUUUUCAUUGUGGUAAACACUGAAGAAUAAAAUCAUACCUGGCACACAAAUCUUCUACAAAAAGUUGAGUGCCUGCCAAAAUAUGGACCAAAAAUGAAAUCGAGCAUACUCGUAUAAAGGGGUACCUAAUCAAGUGCAGCUUUAUUUCUUCUACUGGUUAUUGGUUUUGGCAAUCCAUCAAACAUCGGUUUUGUAAUGCCUGAUGUUGAAAGAGCCUGUAAAUCAGGCUUCAAACUCCAUUUGGAUGCUGCCCGGAUGGAGGAACUGCUACUUUCCUGAUCUUGCAAACUAGAUGUGCUUGAUGACUUUCUUACGCUAGCAAAUGCACUGUUCAUAAAGGAAUCAGUCAGAGAGUUUAUUUCAGUAUCAAUUGGCAAACCAGUUCGCCUUGCUGCUUUGAACCUCAUAGCUAAGCUUUUUCCUGUGGUUGGUGAACUUACAACACAGCUAUCCUCCCUCAUUAGUGUUUCAGGGUAGAUGGAAGAGAAGUCAGCUUCAGAUUUUUGACGCCUCCUGACCAAUUUCUCAUUCCAUUUCUCUAAGUUAUUUUCCCGUGCUUCAGUAGAAUGCUGGUUGUCAGCUAGUCUAUUAUGCUCUUCUAGAAACCCAUUAACUAAGCUCCUGGACUUCCGGUGGCGGUUCAAAGGUGUAUCUAAUGAUGGUGAAGGUCUGAGAUAUUGAAUGUCGUCCUGAUAAUUACAGUCUCCUUUUCUGUAGUCUACUGUUUCAAAAUUGGAAAUCAUUGGAUCUGUUAAUGGUUUAAGGCCAUAAUAACCUUGUAAAGUAGUCAUGGCUGGAGAAACCUCCUGUUUUGAAGAAUUAAGCCUCAACGAUUGAAAUGAAUCAAAGAGGUCAGAAUGCGCACGAUA